Molecule: messenger RNA, 1662 nt
Organism: Giardia duodenalis
Lineage: Eukaryota; Fornicata; Diplomonadida; Hexamitidae
Exons: 1
Coding region: 1-1662 (553 amino acids)
Source: RefSeq, a predicted model, not a curated record
AUGCUCAUGGCGCACCAGCUCGGGGUGCCCUCAUCUGAUCCUGUCGCUAUCAUUUCUGCAGCUCAGGCACACAAAGACCAAAUAGACUGGGCUCGCAUAGGAAAUAGCUGCAACAUUCAGAAACAACUAGCUCGCAAGCAUUUCAACGAGGUUAUCAAGCCGCGAUAUGAGAGCUCUGGCUCGAUCAUGGACAUCACCGACAGAUCAGAGUUCACCAUGUUUAUUGCGUCUCUCCUUUCUAGCCGAUGCUAUCCAUCUGCAGAGGUUCUAGCCAAAUUCGCUCCCACCAGCGGUCGUAAGUAUAGCCGAGUUAUACUUCGCAGGGCAUUCCAUAACAUCAAGAAGUGUCGGAUGCUGAAAGAUUGUUAUACUAAUCUUGGGUAUACCUUUAACGAUCUUCUACUCCAGAGUUCACAGAUCUGCGAGCAAGAGCAAUUCAAAAUUAUAACUCCGUCGGACGACGUUCUCCAGCCAAGUCUCUUUGCUGGAACCAGCAAUAAAUACACAGGGGCUGACACAGACCAGCAAGACCAAACCUGUCUUCUGCAGCGGAGAGACCUCCCGCUACCUACAGGCCCCAGAGCUGCUAGCUCUUCCAGUUCUUCGAGCCUUCUGAUGCCGAAGCUCUCCUUGAAUUAUCCCAAGUUUAUGUCAAGUAGCUUACCAAGUCUAUCAACAAAAGCUACGUACUCUGGCUCACUUUCUUCCAAAAAUCCCUCACAAAGCUUUACAGUGUUAGCCAACCUUUCCGAUUCUCCUCUUCCUCAGUAUAGUAUAGAUUCGUCCUACAAUGUUAUGAGGUCUAUCCCCAUAGCUCCCCUGCCCCAGCCCCAGUCGCAGCAUCCCCUGACAGCUGAUGGGCAACAAUACUGGGUGCCCAACCCUGCACAAGCGCAUGGCAGUGUGUCUUCCAAUCUGCUAUCGCGUGGUGUCCCUGGUCUAGCCACAACUUCUAGUCUGGAGCUGGGCCUGGAGCAAGAUCCCGAUUAUAUCGUCACCAAAACGGAUAGAACACCUGUAUAUGGUGAAGUCCAUGGCAACACAAUGCCUAUCUUUGGUGACUCUGGAGGGUACUAUAGCUCCACCUUUUCCUCUUGGGAGUCUAAUGAUCAACCAGCUGCCAUAUCGUCGGCUCCUUCUCCGUUCAGCUCUCACUCCGCGUUGCCCUGCAUGCCAGCUCAGGCAGCCUGGACCAAGCCACCACCAAUCCCGGUCACUCCCAACCAAGUUGUAGAUCAUUUUCGUGCCGCUAGCGUUUACUCGGCAUCGGCAUCAGCGUCCAGUUCUGCGUCAGUAUGCAGUCUGGACUUUCCUGUUCAUCCUGCCUCGUUAUUGGCCUCGGGUACUAGAACCCCCACCCAGGAAGAGAUGGCAUGCGGCACACAAUGGACUGCUUCAUCUGGAGACAAUGGGGAAGGUGGCGUUAAAAGCGAGCAGAUGUUCUAUUCGCAAUUUACGCAGCAAAACUAUACAGAGCUGUCCUCUGUCUCCUCGGAUAUCUUCUCGAACCUCCCCUUUGUCAAAUUCGAUACCUCUGAAGGUAUUCCAGAAGACAAGGAAGCGUGUUCGAGUGCAGGCAUAGUAGUUAAUGAUCCUUUUAGCUUAAACGAAGAUCCCACUCCAUCCUACUUGUCCGGUUCCCGCGCAAGGACCAAGCUCUAG